Funneliformis mosseae is the source of this 1884-nucleotide messenger RNA. The record is from the annotation of a GenBank genome assembly. NCBI's taxonomy places the organism in Eukaryota, Fungi, Glomeromycota, Glomeromycetes, Glomerales, Glomeraceae.
AUGACUGAAACAGAUUCCAAAUCAAUACAUUCGUUAGUUCGUGAUUUACAAAGUUUAGUUAAAAACGCUCAAGAACAAUGGAAAAUUAAUUUUCCUCGGCAGGGGCAAGCGGAUCAGCCACAGACAAAUAUUGCUGUUCCGAAUGUUGUACAUCCACUUGGACCAGUAAACUUGAGUGAAUUACCUACAGAAAUUUCACAAAAAAUAGCGGUUAUGCGAGAUAUUAUUACUAAAUUUAAAAAUAAUACAUUGAGCGGAGUUCCUCAGCUUCAACACGGUACAGAAAGUUUGUUAAAAAACCACAUUAAUCAACUCAAAGAAGAAACAGAACGUCUUGAAUCACUAUCUGAAGUAAGAGAUAAUAUCAAGAUAUGUAAAAGCUUGGCUUUAGAUGCGUGUCAAGAUAAUGCGACAGCAUUUAAAUUUAUUAUAAAACAGACCGAAAGUUUUGGAAAACAGCUUGGUCUUCAAAUAAUAUAUGAUAUUGAAAAACAUGGGAUUGAUUCAACACUAUCAAUGAGUGGAUCUAUUAUAGUGUUGGAUAAAAAUCUUGAAACUUUAGCGACAUUGGAUAUGAUUUCCAAAUCAAAUACUCCUGUUGAUUGUUUUCUUUGCAUAAAAUGUAUAAGCAAUGAUUUAAAAGCAAUUUAUGAAAAGGAAUCUGAUAUUACUAUUGGAGAUAUCCCCAAAAUAUUAACCGAAGGUCAUGGAAUACCUUUAUUUCAUUUUGAGAGAGUCGGCCCUUCCAUCGCAUACUGGGCUCCUAAAUAUCGAAUUAUUGAAAUAGAUUGGAACAUUGUCAAAGAUAUUAUCAAUCAAGGUGGAACACAUGGAUCAUUUCGAUACCUUAAUCGUAUGUGGAUCACUAUGGAAAAGUCUCGAGACAACCGCGUUUUUUUGCCAUCUGAUAGAAGCCAAUAUUUGCUUGAUAUCACAAAUGAAGAAAUCGACUUAAAUUAUAUCAUGCAGAAUCCAUUUUCGCUAUUCCCAAAUGGAACUCAGUUGAAGUUUUUAGACCCAACUAAAGUCGCUUCUGCUCCCGUCGCACCUAUAGAAUUCGUCGCUUGGCUUGAUCCACCAGUUUAUGUUUCUGACAACGUGGCUAGAGCAAUUGGAAAUUUGGCUGGUGUUGCAGUCAGAGGAUUUUUUAUUAGCAGUGCGUUUCAAAAGAAAGAUCCUCAAGCUUUAUCGUUGGAGCAACUGUUGAUAGAAGGCAUUAUUCCUCCUGUAAAUCAAAGUUCUUCAGCCCAAGCCUCAAAGAUAGUCCAUCAAUGGGAAAAGAUAUUUAGUUCAGACAAUAUGUGUAAUACGAAUGCAAGAAGGAUUGAUCGUAUUCCAUUUUCUCAUCCAUCUCAACUUCCUGGGUUCAUUAAGACGUUACGACAACAGCUUAUCUUUAAUACACUCUACCAAAGCUGUUUCAAUUCUUCCACAUAUAAACAAAUAACAAUAACAAAAAAAUCCAAAUAUGACCAUGAUUUGAAAGAGAACUCUCUGGACAUAGAAGCAAAAGUACAUGUAAAAGUUCAAACAGAUAAUCCACCCAAUGGAUUAACAUUAAGUAUUCAAUUACCUCAAAAAAUGGCAAAAUCACAAACUACUAUUCAUUUACACAUUACCAUUUUGCUACCAUAUUCACAAAUAUACGUUGUUUCUCAUAUAACUGGUUUUGGAGAUAUUAGUAUAUACAAUUUGAAUGAUGAGAAUUUAAGUAGAGUACUAAGCAUGUGUCAAGAUAUUCCAAUGACAAUUAAUUGGAUAUUAAAAAAUUUAUCAAAACCCGAAGAGAAAAUGAUGAUUGAUGAAGUUGAAGUUUCAGAUUUUGAUAAUGGUUUCAAGAGGGGUUUUACAAAAAAUGCAUCAAAAAUCAAUAAUUCAUUUUAG